Molecule: messenger RNA, 2152 nt
Organism: Brachypodium distachyon (stiff brome)
Lineage: Eukaryota; Viridiplantae; Streptophyta; Magnoliopsida; Poales; Poaceae
Product: protein DETOXIFICATION 33
Exons: 9
Coding region: 54-1655 (533 amino acids)
Biological process (GO): xenobiotic detoxification by transmembrane export across the plasma membrane
Cellular component (GO): membrane
Molecular function (GO): antiporter activity; xenobiotic transmembrane transporter activity
Source: RefSeq, a predicted model, not a curated record
UCAGCGGCGUACGUAUAGCCUUCAAUUAAUAGCGUGCACCGGCAGCAGAGCAGAUGGUGGCGCCGGACGCGCCGGGGAUGGUCGAUGGCCGCAAGACCUUGCCGGACGAGUGCAAGGCCCUGUGGCGCGUCGCGGGGCCAGUGAUCCUGACAGAGGUCUUCCAGUUCAUGAUAGGGUUCGUCACCGCGGCCUUCGUCGGGCACGUCGGCGAGCUCGAGCUAGCCGCCGUGUCCAUCGUCAACGGCGUCGUCGAGGGCCUCGCUUUCGGGCUCCUGCUUGGCAUGGGGAGCGCCCUGGAAACGCUUUGCGGCCAGGCGGUGGGAGCCGGGCAGCUGCACACGCUUGGCAUCUACUUGCAACGGUCUUGGAUCAUCUGCCUCGUUACGGCCGUGGCCCUGCUCCCGGUCUACGUUUACACGGGCCCGAUCCUCCGGCUGCUCCGGCAGUCCCCGGCCAUCUCGGCGGUGUCGGGCCGGUACGCGCGGUGGUGCGUGCCGCAGCUCUUCGCCUACGCCGUCAACUUCCCCAUGCAGAAGUUCUACCAGGCGCAGAGCCGGGUGUGGGCCAUGACGGCCAUCUCGGGCGCCGCGCUCGGCGCGCACGCGCUGCUCUGCUGGCUCGUCGUGUCCAGGCUCCGGCGCGGCGUGCUGGGCGCGGCCAUCGUCGGCAACGUGUCGUGGUGGCUCAUCAAUGCUGCGCAGUUCGUGCACAUCUUCGGCGGGUCCUUCCCGGAGGCAUGGACGGGGUUCUCGCGGAAAGCGUUCGCCAGGCUCGGUGGCUUCGUCAGGCUCUCCCUUGCGUCCGCUGUUAUGCUGUGCUUAGAGACGUGGUACUAUACGGCAGUGAUCAUUCUCGUGGGCUGUCUGAAGAACCCAGAGAUUCAAGUUGGGGCUGUUUCCAUAAGCAUGAACUAUCACAUCUGGGCACUGAUGGUAACUCUUGGUUUUAAUGCCGCCGUGAGUGUUCGCGUGGCGAACGAACUUGGCGCCAACCACCCAAAAGCAGCCAAGUUCUCGGUCGUCGUCGCCACCACCACGUCGGCCGCCAUCGGGAUGGUCUUCACGCUCAUUGCUCUCGUGGCCAGGAAGCAGCUGCCGCGGCUUUUCACUGACGACGAUCUGCUCGUCAAGGAGACUGCAAAACUGGGGUAUCUGCUGGCUGCCGCCGUAUUUCUCAACAGCAUCCAGCCCGUAUUAUCAGGGGUGGCGAUUGGGGCUGGGUGGCAAUCCUUGGUUGCCUUCGUGAAUAUCGGCUGCUACUAUCUCGUUGGCCUGCCCCUUGCAGCUGUUUUCGGCUUCAAGCUGAAGCUUAACGCAACAGGGAUUUGGGCGGGGAUGCUGAUUGGCACAAUUCUGCAGACCAUCAUUCUGUUUGUGAUCCUCUUCAGAACCAAAUGGCAGAAAGAGGUAUGUUACCAAAACAAGGAGACCUUUGAUUUUCUGGGUCUCGGCGUCGUCUGCGUCCUGCAGUGCAAAUUCCAUGGAAUCCAAGCAGGCUCGCUUUCUGGACCAGCAAGAAGCAAAGCACGUAACUGCAGGCGCGCCCCCUUUAGACGGCAGGCAUGCUCAGCUGAAUCUCCAUCAGAACGGGAAACAAGGACCAACCAGCGACUGGACAAGCAUGCAACUUCAGUUCGUCAUGCCUUGCGCCCGUAACCUUCCAAAGGCUUACGGCGCCUUGGAAAGCUCAUGAGACCCAAAAGGCAGCUUUUUUCAUGCUCGUGUUGGGUAAAAGCUAAACUCGCCUAAACGAGUCAACAUCGCCCGAGACGUGACACUCCCGCAAUGUCGUCCCCGGAUGGCAUUACUGUAUGAGCAUUUCCGACUAAUUGAAGAACCAACUAGAAUAAUAAUUAUUCCAACUUUUAUCCCAGCAUCGCACAGUUCAUGUAUACUGUACCAAUGAGACCACAUCACAGUGAUCGGUGACGAAUUUUACAACCUUAUCAUCUAGCACAACAGUCGGGCAAGACUGGAGGAGCAGUAAAUUAAAGACCCUGCGCGCAUCUUUUAUUUCCAUGGCGAAGGUGGCGCGAAGCUUCCUCCGGCACCGAACCCCUGACGUUAUCCCGCCUCCGCUCGCCGGCUCUUGCGCCACCUUUCUUAUCCUCUUCUGGCAGGGGCUUUCUUGAGCUUGCGGCCGGAGUGGUUCA